Fraxinus pennsylvanica is the source of this 705-nucleotide messenger RNA. The record is from the annotation of a GenBank genome assembly. NCBI's taxonomy places the organism in Eukaryota, Viridiplantae, Streptophyta, Magnoliopsida, Lamiales, Oleaceae.
AUGGAGUUUGAGGAGGAGCAUCAGCAUGUGGGAGAGGUACCGAGUUUUGACUCUAACUCGACUCGGCCAGCUAAAAUGCUGAGCCCUGUUGAAACCGCGGUAACGCAGUUGAGGAAGCCUAGGUACAAAGACUGUUUGAAAAAUCACGCGGUGGGGAUCGGCGGCCACGCGGUGGAUGGAUGCGGCGAGUUUAUUGCAGCGGGAGAGGAGGGAAGUCUGGAUGCACUCAAAUGCGCCGCUUGCAAUUGCCACCGGAAUUUCCACCGCAGGGAAACUGAAGUAGGCGGCGCUUUUAUCUUUCACCACCACCAGAACCAGCAACAACAGCUACUUCUUACCCACCACCCACACGGGCAUUUCAGCUACAGAAGCCCAAGUGGGUACCUCCACGUUGCUCACCCGCAGCAGCAGAGACUCCCUCUUGCCUUGCCGUCGAGUUCAGGUGGCGGAGGAAGUGGGUCAAGAGAUGAGCUUGAGGACUACUAUUCCAACCCCAGCGCCAGUGCAGGAAAGAAAAGGUUCCGGACCAAGUUUACACAAGAACAGAAAGACAAGAUGCUGAAUUUCGCUGAACGUUUGGGUUGGAAGAUUGAAAAAGAAGAUGAGGAACUUGUGCAGCAAUUCUGCAAUGAAGUUGGAAUUAGAAGACAUGUGCUCAAAGUCUGGAUGCAUAACAAUAAGCACACUCUUCGUAAGAAAACCUAA